Messenger RNA from Symbiodinium pilosum, 600 nucleotides. Lineage: Eukaryota; Dinophyceae; Suessiales; Symbiodiniaceae. The record is from the annotation of a GenBank genome assembly.
GCUUGGGGCCAAGGGAUAGAGGAAGGCAUGACUAUGAGUGGCGAGUUCGAGUUCACCAUGCAGGCCUCGGAGAAGGACUGCUUUGGGGAAAUGCUGUCCUGGCACAUGCUAGCAGCCGGGGUCGCGCCGCAGUCGCUGGACAACAGGUGCCUGAAAUUCACGGAUGCGAGUGGGACAGAAGCCAUGGGCAGCAAGCAGGAGAUUGGCAAGCUGCUCGCCAACCCCAGCUCGUAUCCUGUGCGGGUGUCCUACUUCCCGCAUCCGGCCUUCAAAUUUGUGCGUCCAGAAGCCGUGCCAGAGGUUGAAUCUACGCGCACACAUUUGAAGUUUGUGCAGGAUGCAGUUGCAGAGCUGGAUGGGAACAUGGAUAACGUGAAGCACACCCACCAGAGGAGGACAUUCGAGCGGUACCUGUUGUACCUGGAGGACCACUACUACCAGACAGGUGACGACCUUCACGAUGCCAUGAACUGGGAAGAUUUCUUGCAGAGGUAUCCCCACCUGGAAUUUUUCUUCCUCCUCACCAAGAAGACAGGCCCAGGACUGUCGAAAAUCCUUCGCGGGGAGAUCGAUGUGCUGGAGUACCUCUUCGGUGGAUGA